Molecule: messenger RNA, 1710 nt
Organism: Penicillium oxalicum
Lineage: Eukaryota; Fungi; Ascomycota; Eurotiomycetes; Eurotiales; Aspergillaceae
Product: WD40 repeat domain-containing protein
Exons: 6
Coding region: 1-1710 (569 amino acids)
Biological process (GO): carbon catabolite repression of transcription
Cellular component (GO): cell tip; nucleus; cell division site
Molecular function (GO): protein binding
Source: RefSeq, a predicted model, not a curated record
AUGAACAGCGUUUUACCACCACCUCCUCCGCGAUACACCAUCCCUGUCGCUUACGCGGCGGGUGCUGCCAAUGGUAUGGCGGUACCAGUUGUCGAGACGAAUAAUAUCAUCACCCAUCCCGAGGGGGGAUGUCCAUUGCAAGUGGGAGAAGGCACUUACACCCUGAAAGAUGACUUGCUUCUCGCAACGCCACCUCCUCAUCCAUCCGAGGCGCCAAUCAUCAACCCCAACCCAUUGGCCACAGAGCCGUCACCACCUACGGCAGGUGUUAAGCUUUCUCUCGUGAGCCUUGACCCGCGAAGGAAGCCCCCGACAUUUUUGAAAUCGGGAAUCACAGCUCCGCCCUUUGGCGAUGGAAAUGCGGCCCUUGCAGCCCCCGCAGGACCAGCAAAGGAUGCCAACAAACGGCGGAAACCGAAGAACAACAUCAUCAAGAGUAGUUCAUCCUUUGUAUCCAGAGUGAUCACGAACGAAACCUCGGCGAAGCGCCUCAACGAUCGCGACCCGACUGGUGUCUUCGCGUUUGCUAACAUCAAUCGAGCCUUCCAGUGGCUCGAUCUCCACUCUGCGCAGAAGGAAGAACACUUGACCAAAGUUCUUUUCACAAAAGCGCACAUGAUCUGCCACGACGUUAAUGAAGUGACCAAGACUUCGUCACACCUCGAUAUCGUCAUGGGCUCCUCGGCGGGCGACAUCAUCUGGUACGAACCGAUGUCGCAGAAAUAUGCUCGUAUUAACAAGAAUGGCGUCAUCAAUAACUCCCCGGUCACGAAUAUCAAGUGGCUACCUGGCUCUGAGAAUUUGUUUCUAGCGUCUCAUGCCAAUGGCGGGCUAGUUAUUUACGACAAGGAGAAGGAAGACGCCUUGUUUACCCCUGAGCACAUUUUGUCUUCCGAGGCCAGUCAUGUUCGAAUGCCUUUGGAGAUCCUGAAAUCCGUCAAUUCCAAAAACCAGAAGACCAACCCGGUCUCCUUCUGGAAAUUGGCCAAUCAGCGAAUCUCACACUUCGCCUUUUCACCAGACCACAGGCAUCUAGCAGUCGUUCUAGAUGACGGCUCGCUGCGACUCCUGGAUUAUUUGAAAGAAGACGUAUUGGAUGUCUUUCGUAGCUACUACGGUGGCUUGAUAUGUGUGUGCUGGUCCCCCGACGGAAAGUACAUCGUGACCGGAGGCCAGGACGACUUGGUCACAAUCUGGUCUUUCCCUGAGCGACGCAUCGUUGCACGAUGUCAGGGCCAUAACUCAUGGGUCUCGGCGGUAGCUUUCGAUCCCUGGCGCUGCGACCAAAAGACCUACCGAUUCGGUAGCGUUGGAGACGAUUGUCGGCUACUGUUGUGGGAUUUUAGUGUCGGCAUGCUCCAUCGACCUCGUGCCCAUCAUCAACAUUCUGCUCGACAUCGCAGCAGUAUCGUUGUGCCAAGCACUCAGACCUCGAAUCGUCACCGAGCGGACAGUGGUGCGAAUCGCGUUAGGUCCGAUUCUGGACUGACGGAGAAAUUUGAAGACGAUCCAGAUCCCCUGGCUAGUCACCCAGUUGAACCUCGGUCUCGGACGGCGCUCUUACCUCCAAUUAUGUCCAAAGUUGUUGGUGAAGACCCUGUCUGCUGGCUUGGUUUUCAAGAUGAUUGUAUUAUGACCUCUUCCUUAGAAGGACAUAUCCGAACUUGGGAACGACCCAGAGAUAGUAUCAUUAAAGAUCACCGUCUUUGA